Messenger RNA from Owenia fusiformis, 1024 nucleotides. Lineage: Eukaryota; Metazoa; Annelida; Polychaeta; Sabellida; Oweniidae. The record is from the annotation of a GenBank genome assembly.
AAAACAAACAGUCUCAUGAAUUACCUCAAGUAGAGACUUUUUUCUUGUAUUCAUUAACAUCGUCUGUGCUCUAUUUAGCAAUGUUUUUUGGUGUCUGUGCACCAUUCACUGACUGUUACAUAGCUGUUUACUAAGAAAUGGCUCCCAUCAGUGCAGGCAUUGAUAUAUAAGUUGUAUGAGAAGAACUUUUUCAAAAACAAAUCAACUAUACACAGAUCUUGAAUUUCAAAGAUUUUGAGUUAACAUCAUGCUACUGGUUGCUCAGUUACUGAUUGUGAUAGCUACAGUGGUUCACCAGACUAGCUGCCAACAAGUUGGAAGAAAAAUGAUUGUUUAUGCAUUAGCUGGAGAUAUAGUUACUUUGCCUUGUGACAUUCCGUACCCAUCUGAGGAAAUCAUUGCAUGGUUUGGCAGUGCUUGGAGAAAUGCUCCAUUAGAACUUAUAUAUACAAAUGUCAACAACCCAAACAGAGAGGUCUCAAAUCCAAGAAAAUACUCGAUGGAUACCGGUGAUAGUUACAACAUGAAGAUAAGCAUUGAUGCAAGCCAACACUUUCAUUAUUGUGCUGUGAUUGGGCCAAACAACACUGAACUCUUCAGGCCAAAUGACUUUAUGUUCAUCACAUUCUUUAGUUUUGGCUGCCCUUCUUCGCUUACUGCUCCAGUAUAUCAGGAGACAAAUAUUAUGUGUCAGUACAGAGUAUCAGGGGGUGUAGCGGGACAACUUGCAUGGUACAAUGAUGUCAAUGAAUACAUCACUACCAGACAUUGCUGGUUUAGUCCGGAGUCUACUAGUGUAGGAUAUGGUGCAUGUGUUGAUUUGUUUCCAAAUCAAACAGAUAUUGGAUAUACAGAAACCCUGAGAUGUACAUUGAUUUCUGGUGGAGCUCCAGGUCCAAAUGUUAUAAAGACAUUUGAUGAUAUUUCAUGUUUUACCAGUGUUACUAUUGUUCCAUGAGAUGAUUAAUCAUGGUUGAUUCACAAAAUAAUAAAUGUUUCACAUUAGAAACUGACAUUACAUUAA